Molecule: messenger RNA, 15631 nt
Organism: Coregonus sp. 'balchen'
Lineage: Eukaryota; Metazoa; Chordata; Actinopteri; Salmoniformes; Salmonidae
Source: the annotation of a GenBank genome assembly
AUGGAGCGGCUGGUUGUGUGUAUGCUGCUGUGUGUACUUCUGUGUGCGGUGCUGGUGAAGGGCUACAACUGCCCCGGCCGCUGCAUCUGCCAGCACCUCUCCCCCACUCUGACUCUGCUCUGCGCUAAGACCGGUCUGCUGUUUGUGCCCCCAACCAUCGACCGCAAGACCGUGGAGCUGCGCCUUACAGACAACUUUAUCACCAUCAUCCGCAGGAAAGACUUUUUCAACAUGACCAGCCUGGUCCACCUCACCCUGUCCCGUAACACCAUCAGCCAGAUCACGCCCCACGCCUUCCUGGGCCUGCGCUCCCUACGAGCCCUCCACAUGGACGGCAACCGCCUCAGUGUCAUCAAGAGCGAUCACUUCAAAGGCCUGGUCAACCUCCGCCACCUCAUACUGGGAAACAACCAGAUCCACCACGUGGCCCAUACCUCCUUUGAUGAGUUUGUGUCAACCAUCGAGGACCUGGAUCUGUCCAACAACAACCUGAGGACCCUGCCCUGGGAGGAGAUAGGCAGGAUGAGCCACAUCAACACCCUCACCCUUGAUCACAACCUGAUCGAUCACAUCGGAGCUGGGACUUUCACGCUCCUCACCAAGCUGGUUCGUCUGGAUAUGACCUCCAACCGGUUGCAGAAGCUACCUCCGGACAGCCUGUUUCAGCACGCCCAGGUGCUGUCAGACGCCAAGAGCUCCAACCCGUCCUCCUUGGCAGUGAGCUUCGGGGGGAACCCUCUCCACUGUAACUGUGAGCUGCUGUGGCUCCGCAGACUGACCCGGGAGGAUGACCUGGAGACAUGCGCCUCCCCGGAGCACCUCAUGGACAAGUACUUCUGGUCCAUCCAGGAGGAGGAGUUCAUCUGUGAGCCCCCGCUCAUCACCAAGAACCUGUCCACCAAGCCCUACGUUAUGGAGGGCCAGGGGGUCACCCUCAAGUGCAAGGCCAUGGGAGACCCGGACCCGGCCAUCCACUGGCGCUUCCCCGACGGCAAGCUGGUGCACAACAAUUCCCGCACCAUCCUGUAUGACAACGGUACCUUGGACAUCCUCAUCACCACCCUGAAGGACAGCGGUGCCUUCAACUGUGUGGCCUCCAACGCUGCAGGUAUUGCCACAGCUGCCGUGGAGAUCAACAUGAUCCCGCUGCCCCUGUUCGUCAACAACACAUUGCACCACAUGCGCGAGGCCGAUCGGGGCCUCUCUGACAUCACCACCUCUUCCAAGUCAGGCAAUGACACCAAGGGCCAUGACAAGCACCAGGACAGGAGGGUGGUGGUGGCCGAGCUGACCUCCUCCUCAGCUGUGAUUCUCUUGUCCCUCCGAGCGUCCACAUCCCAGGCAAUCAGGAUGUACCAGAAUCCAUACAAACAGCAACUGCAAGAACGACACAGUCUGGUUUACAGGUACCAUGUUGGGGCUGGGGCUGGAAGAAUGUGAGCGCUGGGGCUGGAGGAAUUUGAGCGCUGGGGCUGGAGGAAUGGGAGUGCUGGGGCUGGAGGAUUGGGAGUGCUGGGGCUGGAGGAGUGGGAGUGCUGGGGCUGGAGGAAUGGGAGUGCUUGGGCUGGAGGAGUGGGAGUGCUGGGGCUGGAGGAAUGGGAGUGCGUGAGGAGGGGUGCUGGGCUGGAUGAUUGGAGAGUGGAGCUGCUGGGAUGGGAGUGCUGGGGAGGAUGGGAGUGCUGGGGCUGGAGGAGAGGUGGGUGGGAGUGCUGGGGCUGGGAGGAGUGCUGGGGUGAGUAGGGGAGUGCUGGGGAAUGGGUGCUGGCUGGAGGAGUGGGAGUGCUGGGCUGGAGGAAUGUAGCGCUGGGGCUGGAGGAAUGGGAGCGCUGGGGCUGGAGGAUUGGGAGUGCUGGGGCUGGAGGAAUGUGAGUGCUGGGGCUGGAGAAAUGGGAGCGCUGGGGCUGGAGGAAUGGGAGCACUGGGGCUGGAGGACUGGAGCUCGUGGAAAGGGUGUUUAGUUUAGUUUAUUAGGAUCCCCAUUUGCUACUGCACAUGCAGGAGCUACUGUUCCUGCGGUCCCCAUAAAACGUACAAAUACAUGACAAAGUACAGAACAGUUAUAGACAAGAACAUUCAAUUAAACAAAAAAAGGGGGUGCGGGUGGGGAUGAGGUUGUGGUGGUGGGGUGGCAGAGGGGGGGAGACGGUCUGAGCCAGCUCUGGAGACGGUCUGAGCCAUCUGGAAUGCCCAUCUGCUGAAUGGCAUGACAGUCCAUUAUAAUACAUCCAUAACUCCCAGAGCUGCAUAGGUGCUGUAUGAUUAACUAUGUCACUAAAUUUAAGUAAGCACACAAUUUAUUAUGGUUUUGGGAUAAAAGAGUGUAUAAACAGCCCAUAUGUUGGUUUUAAUAGAUACAAAUGAAUAGUAUGAUUUUACAUUUCCAGUUGUUAGCUCUAGGCCUAUGGGAAAACAAAGAUUACACGAUUAAGACAUACAGUAUCUCACAAAAGUGAGUACCCCCCUCACAUUUUUGUGAAUAUUUGAGUAUAUCUUUUCAUGUGACAACACUGAAGAAAUGACACUUUGCUACAAUGUAAAGUAGUGAGUGUACAGCUUGUAUAACAGUGUAAAUUUGCUGUCCCCUCAAAAUAACUCAACACACAGCCAUUAAUGUCUAAACCGCUGGCAACAAAAGUGAGUACACCCCUAAGUGAAAAUGUUCAAAUUGGGCCCAAAGUGUCAAUAUUUUGUGUGGCCUUAACUCUCUUGGGCAUGGAGUUCACCAGAGCUUCACAGGUUGCCACUGGAGUCAUCUUCCACUCCUCCAUGACGACAUCACGGAGCUGGUGGAUGUUAGAGACCUUGCACUCCUCCACCUUCCGUUUGAGGAUGCCCCACAGAUGCUCAAUAGGGUUUAGGUCUGGAGACAUGCUUAGCAGGUCCAUCACCUAUACUCUCAGCUUCUUUAGCAAGGCAGUGGUCGUCUUGGAGGUUUGUUUGGGGUCGUUAUCAUGUUGGAAUACUGGCCUGCGGCCCAGUCUCCGAAGGGAGGGGAUCAUGCUCUGCUUCAGUAUGUCACAGUACAUGUUGGCAUUCAUGGUUCCCUCAAUGAACUGUAGCUCCCCAGUGCCGGCAGCACUCAUGCAGCCCCAGACCAUGACACUCCCACCACCAUGCUUGACUGUAGGCAAGACACACUUGUCUUUGUACUCCUCACCUGGUUGCCGCCACACACGCUUGACACCAUCUGAACCAAAUAAGUUUAUCUUGGUCUCAUCAGACCACAGGACAUGGUUCCAGUAAUCCAUGUCCUUAGUCUGCUUGUCUUCAGCAAACUGUUUGCGGGCUUUCUUGUGCAUCAUCUUUAGAAGAGGCUUCCUUCUGGGACAGCGUAUGGUCUGAGCACUGACAGGCUGACCCCCCACCCCUUCAACCUCUGCAGCAAUGCUGGCAGCACUCAUACGUCUAUUUCCCAAAGACAACCUCUGGAUAUGACGCUGAGCACGUGCACUAAACUUCUUUGGUCGACCAUGGCGAGGCCUGUUCUGAGUGGAACCUGUCCUGUUAAACUGCUGUAUGGUCUUGGCCACCGUGCUGCAGCUCAGUUUCAGGGUCUUGGCAAUAUUCUUAUAGCCCAGGCCAUCUUUAUGUAGAGCAACAAUUCUUUUUUUUCAGAUCCUCAGAGAGUUCUUUGCCAUGAGGUGCCAUAUUGAACUUCCAGUGACCAGUAUGAGGGAGUGUGAGAGCAAUGACACCAAAUUUAACACACCUGCUCCCCAUUCACACCUGAGACCUUGUAACACUAACGAGUCACAUGACACCGGGGAGGGAAAAUGGCUAAUUGGGCCCAAUUUGGACAUUUUCACUUAGGGGUGUACUCACUUUUGUUGCCAGCGGUUUAAAGUUGGCAUUAACAUUAAAGUUAUUUUGAGGGGACAGCAAAUUUACACUGUUAUACAAGCUGUACACUCACUACUUUACAUUGUAGCAAAGUGUCAUUUCUUCAGUGUUGUCACAUGAAAAGAUAUACUCAAAUACUUACAAAAAUGUGAGGGGUGUACUCAAUUUUGUGAGAUACUGUAUGACUUGGCCUUUAGAGAGUAAAUAUACCCUUUUGUCUCAAUAUUAUCCAGCUUCAGCAGGCACUAUCACAUCCUAGUCCUUAACCCCAACCCAACAAUAACCCCAUCCCUUACCAUAAUCCCAAUAGGACAUCAUUGUGCCUAGGACACCCGUGAGUCCGAUUGUGGGGCAUGAGCUUGUUUUCUAUCUGCUGCAGUUGGAGGCUUCUCCCAUUUGAAUAACUGUCAGUGGAACAUUAGGGCAACCUUGUUUAAUAUGAUGGAUAUUACAACAUGUAAUUUAUUCUACAUUGAUGAAUGACUCAUGUCUACUCCAUUUCACUAAACACAUACAAGGUGAUGAGCUGCUAUUUAGCACCAAUUAAGUAGUCAACCAUAGAGUAAUAAUAGGUUUGGUUGCAUCGCAUUGAUAAGUAAAAGCACAAUGGGUCAAACAAACUUCAUAUUGUAAAUACAGAGAUUAUUAUAGCAAUGUCACAUGUAUAGCUGAUAAUUUGACAAAUAAAUAUUAUAUUAAUACCAGAAUGGGAAUUUUAAACCAAAGUCUUUGCGUAUAGCCUAUAGCCAAAUGUGAAUUGCAGAAAGUUGUUGUACUGUCACGCUCGUUUACAGACGGGACGGACCAAGGCGCAGCGUGAUAUGCAUACAUGUUUAUUUAUACUGAAUAAACACCACGACAAAACAACAAAUGAAACGAAACGUCCAAGGUAGACAAACAACAUACCUCACACGGAACAAGAUCCCACAACCCACUAGUGCCAAUAGGCUGCCUAAGUAUGGUCCCCAAUCAGAGACAACGAGCGACAGCCGCCUCUGAUUGGGAACCACACCGGCCAACAUAGACCUAGACAUAAUAGAAACUACAACAUAGACAUACACAACAUAGAAACUACGCACCCUGACUCAACAUAUACGAGUCCCCUGAGUCAGGGCGUGACAGUACCCGCCCCCCCCAAAGGUGCGGACUCCGACCGCGCAACAUAAACAUAACAGGGUAGGGGCCCGGUGGGCAUUCCGCCUAGGAGGCGGAUCCGGCUCAGGGCGUGACGACCUCUCACUCUUCGCCUCCCUGUUGCGCCCCUGGUCUGGUCUAGACCUCGGCGCGUUGCUUCCCCUCUCCUUCCUCCCACGAUACGCCAGGCCCAGUCUGGACCCUGGUGUGGGAGACCCCGAACCUGGAGAGGGGCUGACGUCUGGGUCUGGACCGGAGCCGCUGACCGGAGCUGGACCGGGCACCGGUGGAGCGGACUGCACAGGCUCCGGACUGGAGCCGCUGGCCGGAGCUGGCCUGGGCACCGGUGGAGCGGACUGCUCUGGCUCCGGAGUGGAGCCGCUGACCGGAUCUGGACUGGACCCCAGUGGAGCGGACUGCUCUGGCUCCGGAGUGGAGCAGCUGACCGGUGCCGGACCAGGCACCGGUGGAACAGGCACGGGCCGUGCUGGACUGGACACACGCACCACUGGCUUGGUGUGGGGAGCAGGAACGGGCCGUACCGGACUGGCGACGCGCACCACUGGCCUGGUGCGGGGAGCAGGAACAGGCCGGGCCGGGCUGGCGACGCGCACCACUGGCUUGGUGCGAGGGGCAGGAACAGGCCGGACCGGGCUGGCGACGCGCACCACAGGCUUGGUGCGAGGGGCAGGAACAGGCCGGGCCGGGCUGGCGACGCGCACCACUGGUUUGGUGCGAGGGGCAAGAACAGGCCGGGCCGGGCUGGCGACGCGCACCACUGGCUUGGUGCGAGGGACAGGAACAGGCCGGACCGGGCUGGCGACGCGCACCACUGGCUUGGUGCGAGGGGCAGGAACGGGCCGGGCCGGGCUGGCGACGCGCACCACUGGCUUGGUGCGAGGGGCAGGAACGGGCCGGGCCGGGCUGGCGACGCGCACCACUGGCUUGGUGCGAGGGGCAGGAACGGGCCGGGCUGGCGACGCGCACCACUGGCUUGGUGCAAGGGGCAGGAACGGGCCGGACCGGGCUGGCGACGCGCACCACUGGCUUGGUGCGAGGGGCAGGAACGGGCCGGGCCGGGCUGGCGACGCGCACCACUGGCUUGGUGCGAGGGGCAGGAACGGGCCGGACCGGACUGGCGACACGCACCACUUGCUUGGUGCGAGGAGCGGGACUGGGUUCCUUUAUUAACCCCCGCUCCUUCUGCUGCCUAACCAGCUCCUCUCGCCGUGCCUCUACACUUUCCUUCUCCCUUUUAGCCUCCUGUAGCACCUCCCUCUGACCGAAUAACUCCUGCUCCCUCUGAACCAAUAGCCCCCGUAACAUGGUGGCCUCCUCUCCUAACCUGCAGAUCCGCCCUUUAACGGCCUCCUGCUGCCUCGUCGUCCACACCUUGUGCCCCCCCCAAAAAAAAUUUCUUGGGGUUGCCUCUUGGGUCUCCGUCGUCGGCACUGUUGGUGCCGUUUCUCCUCUCCUACCUGGGCAUCCUCCUUCAUCGCCUUCCGGUAACGGACGGCAUCCUCCUCCGUAAUUCUCCCCCAACCGAGGAGGACAUCUACUAAUGUAACCUCCUGUUUAAUUCCCGGCGUUUGCUCCUGAACACGCUGCUUGGUCCUCGUUUGGUGGGAUCUUCUGUCACGCUCGUUUACAGACGGGAUGGACCAAGGCGCAGCGUGAUAUGCAUACAUGUUUAUUUAUACUGAAUAAACACCACGACAAAACAACAAAUGAAACGAAACGUGAAGUCCAAGGUAGACAAACAACAUACCUCACACGGAACAAGAUCCCACAACCCACUAGUGCCAAUAGGCUGCCUAAGUAUGGUCCCCAAUCAGAGACAACGAGCGACAGCCGCCUCUGAUUGGGAACCACACCGGCCAACAUAGACCUAGACAUAAUAGAAACUAAAACAUAGAAAUACACAACAUAGAAACUACGCACCCUGACUCAACAUAUACGAGUCCCCUGAGUCAGGGCGUGACAGUACCCGCCCCCCCCCAAAGGUGCGGACUCCGACCGCGCAACAUAAACAUAACAGGGUAGGGGCCCGGUGGGCAUUCCGCCUAGGAGGCGGAUCCGGCUCAGGGCGUGACGACCUCUCACUCUUCGCCUCCCUGUUGCGCCCCUGGUCUGGUCUAGACCUGGGCGUGACAUGUACCUAUGUGAUUUGCUGUAGAAUAGAUUAAUAUAAUAGCUAUAUACAGUUCUUGAGAUCUAUGUUUCAAUUAGUGUAGGUUCCAUUUCCUUAUAUUCAACAUAAAUUCAUGAUGAGGAAUAUUGUAGAACUGACUAUUGCAAAGUGGGCACUCUAAUGCCAGGGUUAUAGAGUUGAUACAGGGAAUUAAAUCAUUAAUUUCAGUCCGUCUUAAAUGAGCUACAGUGCAUUCGGAAAGUAUUCAGACCCUUUGACUUUUUCCACAUUUUGUUACGUUAUAGUCUUAUUCUAAAAUUGAUUAAAUUGUAUUUUUUCCUCAUCAAUCCACACACAAUACCCCAUACUGACAAAGCAAAAACAGGUUUAGAAAUUUUUGCAACAAAAAAAUAAUAAUAAUAACUGAAAUAUCACAUUUACAUAAGUAUUCAGACCCUUUACUCAGUACUUUGUAGAAGGACCUUUGGCAGCGAUUACAGCCUCAUGUCUUCUUGGGUAUGACGCUACAAGCUUGGCACACCUGUAUUUGGGGAGUUUCUCCCAUUCUUCUCUGCAGAUCCUCUCAAGCUCUGUCAGUUUGGAUGGGGAGCGUCGCUGCACAGCUAUUUUCAGGUCUCUCCAGAGAUGUUCGAUCGGGUUCAAGGCCGGGCCCUGGCUGGGCCACUCAAUGACAUUCAGAAACUUGUCCCGAAGGCCACUCCUGCGUUGUCUUGGCUGUGUGCUUAGGGUCGUUGUCCUGUUGGAAUAUGAACCUUUGCCACAGUCUGAGGUUCUGAGCGCUCUGGAGCAGGUUUUCAUCAAGGAUCUCUCUGUACUUUGCUCCGUUCAUCUUUCUCUCUAUCCUGACUAGUCUCCCAGUCCCUGCUGCUGAAAAACAUCCCCACAGCAUGAUGCUGCCACCACCAUGCUUCACCAUAGGGAUGGUGCCAGGUUUCCUCCAGACGUGAAGCUUGGCAUUCAGGCUAAAGAGUUCAAUCUUGGUUUCAUCAGACCAGAGAAUCUGGUCUGAGAGUCUUUAGCUGCCUUUUGGCAAACUCCAAGCGGGCUGUCAUGUACGUUUUACUGAGGAGUGGCUUCUGUCUGGCCACUCUACCAUAAAGGCCUGAUUGGUGGAGUGCUGCAGAGAUGGCUGUCCUUCUGGAUGGUUUUCCCAUCUCCACAGAGGAACUCUGGAAUUCUGUCAGAGUGACCAUCUGGUUCUUGUUCACCUCCCUGACCAAGGCCCUUCUCCCCCGAUUGCUCAGUUUGGCCGGGCGGCCAGCUCUAGGAAGAGUCUUGAAGGUUCCUAACUUCUUCCAUUUAAGAAUGAUGGAGGCCACUGUGUUCUUGGGGACCUUCAAUGCUGCAGACAUUUUUUGGAACCCUUCCCCAGAUCUGUGCCUCGACACAAUCCUGUCUCUGAGCUCUAUGGACAAUUCCUUCGACCUCAUGGCUUGGUUUUUGCUCUGACAGGCACUGUCAACUGUGGGACCUUAUAUAGACAGGUGUGUGCCUUUCCAAAUCAUGUCCAAUCAAUUGAAUUUAACACAGGUGGACUCCAAUCAAGUUGCAGAAACAUCUCAAGGAUGAUCAAUAGAAAUACGAUGCACCUGAGCUCAAUUUCGGGUCUCAUAGCAAAGGGUCUGAAUACUUAUGUAAAUAAGAUAUUUCCGUUUUUUAUUUUUAAUACAUUUGCACAAUAAGGCUGUAAUGUAAAUGUUCUUAGAAAAAGUUAAGGGGUCUGAAUACUUUCCGAAUGCUGUAUGUGCUAACACUGCCAUUUUGUAUUACUCAUUCCAAUACCCUUAUUGAAUUGAGAGUACGUAAGCCUAUUUGAUGUGUGUCUAUUUGACCCCGUGUGCACCACUGCACUAGCAGGGCAGGAAUUAGAAGUUUAGAGCUGUUGUUGUUGGUUGACUUUGCUAUUUUUAUCGCUUCUGAUUUAAUUAGCUAUUCUCCUGUAUAAUGUUCUCCCCCAUGUUUAAACAGCGACCUGUGUUGUUUAGUCUUUAGGUGAUACAUUAUUACCUACAAGUGAGAACCAUCAAAGUGUUCCUUGAGGGGAAAAUGACCAUGUUUCUAAUUAUAUUAACACAGAUGUCGGCCUAAAGACAAUUUCUUUCUCCUUCAUGUUCACUGACAAUGUGUUUAUUUCACACAACAUCAAACUUGUCUUCGCACCAUUGGCAUUUGGCCAGAAGCCUGCAUUGUCCUUCCCUGUAGAUGUUGUGACAUAUACAGUAUAUAUACACUGGUCAAAAAAAUAAAGGGAACACUAAAAUAACACAUCCUAGAUCUGAAUGAAUGAAAUAAUCUUAUUAAAUACUUUUUUCUUUACAUAGUUGAAUGUGCUGACAACAAAAUCACACAAAAAUUAUCAAUGGAAAUCAAAUUUAUCAACCCACGGAGGUCUGGAUUUGGAGUCACCCUCAAAAUUAAAGUGGAAAACCACACUACAGGCUGAUCCUGAUGAGGUGGCGGAUGGUCUCCUGAGGGAUCUCCUCCCAGACCUGGACUAAAGCAUCCGCCAACUCCUGGACAGUCUGUGGUGCAACGUGGCGUUGGUGGAUGGAGCGAGACAUGAUGUCCCAGAUGUGCUCAAUUGGAUUCAGGUCUGGGGAACGGGCGGUCCAUAGCAUCAAUGCCUUCCUCUUGCAGGAACUGCUGACACACUCCAGCCACAUGAGGUCUAGCAUUGUCUUGCAUUAGGAGGAAGCCAGGGCCAACCGCACCAGCAUAUGGUCUCACAAGGGGUCUCAGGAUCUCAUCUCGGUACCUAAUGGCAGUCAGGCUACCUCUGGCGAGCACAUGGAGGGCUGUGCGGCCCCCCAAAGAAAUGCCACCCCACACCAUCACUGACCCACCGCCAAACCGGUCAUGCUGGAGGAUGUUGCAGGCAGCAGAACGUUCUCCACGGCAUCUCCAGACUCUGUCACGUCUGUCACAUGUGCUCAGUGUGAACCUGCUUUCAUCUGUGAAGAGCACAGGGCACCAGUGGCGAAUUUGCCAAUCUUGGUGUUCUCUGGCAAAUGCCAAACGUCCUGCACGGUGUUGGGCUGUAAGCACAACCCCCACCUGUGGACGUCGGGCCCUCAUACCACCCUCAUGGAGUCUGUUUCUGACCGUUUGAGCAGACACAUGCACAUUUGUGGCCUGCUGGAGGUCAUUUUGCAGGGCUCUGGCAGUGCUCCUCCUGCUCCUCCUUGCACAAAGGAGGUAGCAGUCCUGCUGCUGGGUUGUUGCCCUCCUACGGCCUCCUCCACGUCUCCUGAUGUACUGGCCUGUCUCCUGGUAGCGCCUCCAUGCUCUGGACACUACGCUGACAGACACAGCAAACCUUCUUGCCACAGCUCGCAUUGAUGUGCCAUCCUGGAUGAGCUGCACUACCUGAGCCACUUGUGUGGGUUGUAGACUGCGUCUCAUGCUACCACUAGAAUGAAAGCACCGCCAGCAUUCAAAAGUGACCAAAACAUCAGCCAGGAAGCAUAGGAACUGAGAAGUGGUCUGUGGUCACCACCUGCAAAACCAGUCCUUUAUUGGGGGUGUCUUGCUAAUUGCCUAUAAUUUCCACCUGUUGUCUAUUCCAUUUGCACAACAGCAUGUGAAAUGUAUUGUCAAUCAGUGUUGCUUCCUAAGUGGACAGUUUGAUUUCACAGAAGUGUGAUUGACUUGGAGUUACAUUGUGUUGUUUAAGUGUUCCCUUUAUUUUUAUUUUGAGCAGUGUAUAUAAUGAUGGCUUGUUUGUCACCAUGCUGUUUAACCUUUGCCAUCAUAGUAUACAUAAAAUGCUGGGGGAGUCAUUUCUCUCUGUCACCCUGUAACAUUGUCUAGAAGUCAAGUGUCAGCACUGUUGUCUUUACUUGGGCCCCAAAUAUAUGGGAGAUAUUUAAAGCCUAACUGGAGUUGAACUAAGUUGGCAUGGCUGUCUUUUUUCAGUGUUUUUUCAAACACUUUUGUGUCAGGUUAUCACUUCUUAUGUGCAUGCCGUUAAUGGGAAUGCAAUGUGACACUGUCUGACACUCUUUUGUUCCAUACAGUAUAUUGGUGGUAAUUGAGGGGGGCAGUCAAUACUGCCCUGGCAAAGCUAACCUUCACCACUCCUGUGUAUUCCUUCCUUUUUUCUGCAGAAUGAUCCCGUCCACCAGUAAGACCUUUCUGAUCAACGACCUGGCGGCAGGGCGUGAGUAUGACCUGUGUGUCCUGGCAGUGUACGACGACGGCAUCACCUCUCUGACGGCCACGCGCGUGGUGGGCUGCGUCCAGUUCCACACGGCCAGUGAGGUCAGCCAGUGCCGCUUCAUCCACAGCCAGUUUCUGGGCGGCACCAUGAUAAUCAUCAUUGGCGGCAUCAUUGUGGCCUCAGUGCUGGUAUUUAUCAUCAUCCUCAUGAUCCGCUACAAGGCCCACAGCUGCCCAGAGGACAGCAAGGUCAAGGUCAGCUCCAGCAUGCACUCCCAGACCAACGGCAGCCAGCACAGACUCCAGCGCUCCACCUCCAAACAGCCUGCUGAGGACAGCCACCAGAGAGAAGCCCUACCGGUUGCAGCCAAGGAGUGCAUGGCCCUGGUGCUGAAGGUGGACAGUGACAAGAAGGAGUGGGACACCCCUCUGGCCACCACAGCCAUCCUGGAAGUGGAGCUGCCCCCCCUGCCCACGGACAAGGUGAAGAGGACCAGCCUGGACGCACAGCGCUCUGGAUCUGGCCCCCCGUCGGAGGACACACAGACAGACAGCAGCCUGACGGGCUCCACCAUGUCCUUGUGUCUCCUAGGCCCCAACGCCGGCACCAAGGAGGCCCCCAGGCUCAAGGACAAGAAGAGCGCCCUGGCCAACAUGGGGUUUAAUAACGAGCUGGCACGAACUAGGCACAGGUUCAGCUUUGACGGGGGAGACUACUCCAUAUUUCAGAGCCACAGUUACCCCCGCAGAGCGCGGACGAGGCGGCACAAGUCUACAAACCAGCUCAACGUGGAGUCCUCGCCGCUGGCCAACCGGAGAGUCACUUUCAGCAGCACUGAAUGGAUGCUGGAGAGCACAGUGUAAGAGAUACAGCCUGGCCUCUCUGGCUCUCUCAAAGACACACACACACCAACAGUUUGACACAUACACCCUCAUGCAUACACAUUUACACAUCUAACAAAUACAGUUACAUGCAUACACACACAGACUCUCAGAGAGUUGCUGGAGAAGAACACAGUCUCCUUCCAUCCUGCCUCCCGUCAUAUUCCCAGAGCGACAGAGAGUUGUCGGCCAUUUCAUUAUUUUAUGCAGCAGUGCCUUAUUCUAAAAUAUGUACGAAUGGAGGAUGCUGCUCGCUGUAGUCAUAAACCUUCCUUUCUAUCAUGGUUUCCCCCUGUUUCAUGGGGAGUGUUGCUUUUUUUCUAUGACUUUCCAAGGGGUGGGGCAAAUGUGACUUUUCCUUUUAAUGUUAAAAAAAAAAACAUCACACUGUAAAGUGAACAACCAGGUAUUCCGUAUGUUGAUCAUCCUUUGGGUUCUUUCAAAGACUUUUGCACACGAAGACACGACGAUAUGAGGACAAGUAUCACACCAGUCUAUACAAUAAUAAAAAGAUUAUAGAUCUAUACACAUGCCGAUUUCAAAUGUUAGUAUAAAGAGGAUGGACCUGAUAAACCUGUGGAUUCCUCCAUGCUGGUUGGACUGUAUGAUAUUACUUGGUAUUGUUCCUGAUGUGACUGUAUGAUAUUAAUCGGUAUUGUAUCUGGCUGGUCUAGAUAAAAAGACAACAAAAAAAUACAUAUAGAAGUAUAUUAAAAACAUUGGUGUAUGUGUACUAAUAACUAUGUAAGUAAGUCAUAUGUCCCAACUUUUUACUGAGCAUUUGAGUGUUGGUCACAAGUUUUUACAUUAAAAAUCUGUGUCAUCACACUUCCCCCUAUUUAGUAUGACAUGGUUUGGACCACUUAUCCCUUAUGAGAGGGUAUUAAAUUUUUUGUGUGGGUUAACUGUACCGGUUGUGCACUGUGUCCUUUUCUUAUGGUCAUCCUGGAUCCUUUCAUCAAUGUCAUGAAAGCUGCUUGCACAUGGAUCAGUGAGAAGGUCUAUAUGCAUGAAGGCAUGUAUCUUAUCAUAUAUUAAGAUAUAUCAUAUCUUGUGCCUGUUGAGACAAACUUGUGGGAGACUUCAGGGGUCUCAAAGGAAGCUGUUCUGAAAGUAUACAAUCAUCAGGUCGGAAAAAAAAAGUUGUUUUAUUUGUCACAAAUAAAUUAUUUAUUCUGAUGUUGAAUCCAAAAUAAUACAUUCUUUAUUCUGAUGUUGAAUUCAGAAGAAGCCAUGAGUAAUUAAAUCCUCAGGGUCUACUACACUGAUUGAGCCACCAGGUGGAGACAACGGGCAAUAGAUACAGGAUAAUAGACACUGUAGGCCUCCUAGUCUUUUCACUAAAUAAUACAUUAACCUUGUACAGCGUGAUGAUCAUUAAGGAGAAAGGAAUGAACUUGAAAAGAUACCUUCUAGCAGUGGCCUGCUCUCUACAUUACAAUGAAACUCAAACCAGUUUUAGACAAUAGCACCUUUUUCAGCAGGUCUCUUAAAGGAGUUUAAAUAGAAAUUUCCAAAUGUACAAAUUCUCAUUCAGUGCUGAUCUAUUCCAUUUUCUUGCACAUUGCAUCUGCAGUGAGUACUGUAGAAACUGAACACUAGAGGGAAACGGUACAACAUUUUUACAAUGUUCUAUUGUAAAUGAUACCCAGUUAUGGACAUAUUCAACCAAAGGGGCAUAUGGAAGCAAUAUUUCAUGUAGAAUUGGAUGCAUGAAGAGUACAAUUCAUGCUCUCAAGCUCAUGGAAUAGAAAGGCUAUAGGCCUACUGAGAAGAAUAGUAAAUGAUAGUCAUGUAGAUAUCCUGUAGUCAAAACAAGACAUGAGAUUCAUGUGAUAUGUCCUUCAUGUCUAAACGUGUGGUGUGAUAACUAGAGCACAUUUUCAAAAAACAACAAAAUAUGCUUUUUAUUUUUCAAUGUUGUCCCACCUGACAUUCCGUUAAAUCCUGACUACCAUAAAUUACAAAAGUUGUAAAAAUAAAUACAGAAUAAAAAAGCAGAAACUCACUAACUGUAAGUCACUCUGGAUAAGAGCGUCUGCUAAAUGACUAAAAAAUGACUAAGCUAGGACACUAUGAGACAAGGUUCUACAGUCAAUCAGUUUGUCAAGAGGUGGAAUUAGGUGGCUUUCCUUGAGUCCAUAUUUGUGCAGUGUCAGCUCACUAUCUGAGCACUGCAGCAGCACAAGUAAAAGAAGAAGAGGUGAGGUAUUGCUGAAUGCCCUAGGGGAGGAGAACACAGGUUUGUGCUCAGCAGUACACAGAAAGAGAAGUACAACACAGAGGAAGGUCGUAAAGGGAAGAAGAGCGAUAUGCUUUCCCCUGCCAGUAGGUCUGUUCAAAAGUUGUAUUUGUACUUUAGCCAAUUCCUCGGUUGCCUUGUCGUUGGAUAAAUCACAAACAUCUCUAGCAACUAGCUAUGGUGAUGGCCGUGUUCACAAGAAAUCUAGUGGGAAACAUUGGACACUAAAGUGGAAGUGGGGUGUAACUGAAUGCUUCGCACCACCCCUUUUCAGCAACUGAAAGGGGCUGGGCAGUAUGAGGGUACAGGUUACUCGCUGCCAACGGAAAAAGGUUCAAUCCUCAGAACUGUGCUCCGAUUUGUCCUCUCCUGCUUUCCAGUUUUUCCUCCUCUUCUUGUGUGACUCUGGUCCUGAGUCUCUGUGGGAGUCCCUCUGUCGUUUCCUCCUUCUACCUCUCUCCUCAUCAUUGUCCUCCGAGCUGCUCUCCUCCUCUCUUCCUCUCUCACUAUUUUUCCUCUUAUGUUUGCUCUUGCUGCUUUUCCUCUUCUGUUUCUGUUUGACACCGUCGCUCUUGUCGCUGCUGGACUCACUGUCUGACUCACCUGUCCUCCUUCGCUUUUCCUCUUCCUUCUUUUUCUUCUUCUUCGAGGAUUUCUUCAAAUGUUUUGAUUUGGCUGUUUUAAGUCUGGACUUAGUAUUUUUCUUUCUGCAAAUCACAUUCUGGUCAUCACCACGGCCUCUUUCCCUGAAACGACAAAUCAGGCAUUAUAACAAUGCAACAUUUAUUGUAUUGAAGCAAAUAGUGAGAUCCUUACUACAGCUACUACUGUUAUGAGUCAUGGUAUUUCAUGUUAAUGCAGUUCAUGUCUUACCAGUCACUUUUAAACUCAUCUGGAUAUAGCUCCUUAAAACCACUGUGUCCCCAUCUGUAGAGGAAACAUGCACAGUACCAAUGACAUCCACCUUUCAUAGCAUGUCGUCGUUUGUCAACUCAAACACAAACUUAUGAACUCACAAGGCUAUAAUACUACAGAGUUGUAGAUAGAAAAGGGAUGCACCUGUCUGGAUCAUUGGCCUCGAAGUCAUAGAGUUUCUUGGUCCAGUAGCGUGCCUCCCUCUCGUCCUGGCCAGAGCUGUGUUCUCUUCUCUGCAGCCGGUCUCCCAGUCGGUCUACAGACCCAUCCUCCACAUGAUCACAGUGCAUGUGACUCCUGAGGAAUAG